GACGUCACACAUUUCACGUUUUGUUCUUUGCUAACGGGCGGACGGUCCUCCAUCAGCGGUCGGGAGGCGGAAAAGACCGCAGGCGGCCGGCAGCAAGGGGAAGCCAAAAGACAGGGAACGAAUAUAGACAGCUAGGCAGUUCGGGGCAUAGUGACACACCGGAAAGGCUUAUCUGAAAGGCUGGAAAAUGUCCGACUUUGACAGCAACCCGUUCGCCGACCCGGACUUCAACAAUCCGUUUCAGGAUCCCUCGGUGACACAGGUGACGCGCUCUACUCCUCCCGGUGGUCUAGAAGAAUAUAACCCCUUCACAGAUGCCAGAACGGCUGCCCCUGGAAAUGCCCCCAAGUCUGCGCCAGCACCUUCACAGAACACGCAGCCUGCUAUCAUGAAGCCCACAGAAGAGCCCCCAGCUUAUUCGCAACAACAAACGCAGGACCAGGCACGUGCUCAGGCCGAGUUGCUGAGAAGGCAAGAGGAAUUGGAGAGGAAAGCGGCAGAGCUUGACCGCAGGGAGCGAGAGCUGCAGUCUCACGGAGUAGCAGGUCGUAAGAACAACUGGCCUCCCAUGCCUGAGAAGUUCCCUGUGGGCCCCUGUUUCUACCACGACAUUGCAGUGGAUAUUCCUAUAGAAUACCAGAAGACGGUGAAAAUCAUGUAUAACCUUUGGAUGUUCCAUGCCGGCACACUCUUUGUGAACAUGUUUGGCUGCUUGGCGUGGUUCUGUGUGGAUCCUUCCCACGGUGUGGACUUUGGCCUGGCCAUGUUGUGGUUUCUCCUCUUUACGCCUUGCUCUUUUGUCUGCUGGUACAGACCGCUCUAUGGAGCUUUCAGGAGCGACAGUUCUUUCCGCUUCUUCGUCUUUUUCUUCGUCUACAUCUGCCAAUUUGGAGUUCACGUGCUACAAACGAUCGGUAUCACCGGCUGGGGCACGUGUGGUUGGAUCACAGCCCUAAUGGGCCUGAACACUAGCAUCCCGGUGGGCAUCAUCAUGUUGCUCAUCGCCGCACUCUUCACCACGCUCUCCGUGGGCUCGCUCAUCAUGUUUAAAAAGGUCCACGCGCUGUAUCGGACCACUGGCGCCAGCUUCGAGAAGGCCCAGCAGGAGUUCGCAACCGGGGUCAUGUCCAACAAGACGGUGCAGACGGCAGCCGCCAACGCUGCGGCCAACGCUGCGUCCAACGCGGCCCGCGGCGCCUUCAAGCCUCAUCCGUAGGCGUGCACAGCUGCGCAAAUCUGUUCCUGUUCAAUCACCACCAAGUUGCUAAUGUCUUAAAAAAAAUGUCUUUACUUCAAAUCUAACAUCCCGAAAUCAAUCCUUACCCUGCUCGCGUACGAGUGAGCCAUGCUUGCCAUCUCUGUCCGUGAGAUUAACGACCCCACGGCUAAAAAUAUCACCUUCCGAUUGACUGGAUAGGUCGAACUCCGCAGCGAGAUUGAUUGACGGCAUGCUGCGUGCAUGUUCAAGCACACUCGACCAGGUAACUAAUUCAUUAGCGUUUUGUCUCCCGAGAUGUGAACUGCAUGUCCAUUGGCUGUUUGAAAGGGGAGGAUGCCUCGUGCGUGUUUGACAUUUGUCUUUGUAGCCCCUAACACAUUAAGUACUAUCUAAAGCUGCUAUCAAUCUGGACAUGGUCUCUUUGCUAUUUUUGGGUUCCAUCUUUUAAUGGGGACUGGAACUACACUGGGCAACAGAUCAUUUUUAAAGGGUAGGGGGCAGAGGGGAUACGAGUCAUAUGACGUGCUUUAAAAACAUGAACUGAUUUUUUUUUUUUUUUUUAAUCAUCUCAGUGUUAAAUGAUUGGAAUGUGACAGGCGUGCAUUUUGUUGAAUUCAAGGCACAUAUAUAUUUUUUUAACCUCACGGCACACUACCGAAUAAAAAUGUCCCUGAAUUACGCUCCCACAGUUUGACUGUGCCUUUCGCCAUCUAGUCACCACACGUCACUGGUAUAGUAAAUCGUCAUUUUCAGACCAAUUUUGCAAAAUUGGUUUUUGAGUUCUGAUUUCCCUCGGGUGGUUGGGAUCGACUGCGGGGGAAAGCUGUACAGACUACUGUCACCGACUGGAUUUGUGUUGUACUUUGGCAUCUCGCAAUGUGACGGGGGUGCACUGCAUGCCACUCGGCAGAUGAUUGAAAUUGUUGUUGUGACAAAUGAUGAACUGAUUCCCGAACGCGACCGGAGCACUCGAGCUAAAAUGUUGGAAGGCUUAUCGUGAGAUUAUUAAAACAAUGCUAACAACAGUAUUUUGCAUUUCGUUUGAAAUUUGAUAGCGCUUUUCUGUUAGUUCUUAUUUAUGACAUAAUUUAUGUUGUAUUUGAUUUCGCAUGAUUAUCAUGUUAGGCGUGCUUGUGUUGAAGGUAUGACUGAAUACAUUAUUCAAAUCCCCCCACGUGUUAGUCUACUGUAUGUCCUCAAAAGCUGUGAGAAAUCUACCAAAUGUCCAUUUAGUUUUUUAAUCUCAGUUCGUGAUGUGCUCUUUUGCCAUGUUUUACUUCACUACAUUAAAAGUCGUAUUGUGCAAGCCGGUCUACACUUACGGAAUGUGUUGAACAACAACAAAAAUGUCGUGUUUUAGACCAUGUUAGUUCACAGAACCAUGAGAAGAAACUCAUGUAAGAGAUACCAUACUUGUACAUUCUGUAAAGAUGCUCAUUUGAUGCCCCCAUUAGGAGUCGCGUGUAAAAAGAAAUUUAAAUGCACUCUUGUCUGGCCUUUGUCGCAUGUGAAAUAGUUUUCAGUUUUGUAUAUUUAUGGUAUUAACAUGGAAUAAAGAUUUGAAAGAGACUGGA
This is a messenger RNA of Corythoichthys intestinalis (scribbled pipefish), 2793 nucleotides long. It is a transcript of the gene scamp1, whose product is annotated as secretory carrier membrane protein 1. Gene Ontology annotation, biological process: protein transport. NCBI's taxonomy places the organism in Eukaryota, Metazoa, Chordata, Actinopteri, Syngnathiformes, Syngnathidae. The coding region runs from base 188 to 1216 and encodes 342 amino acids. The record is from RefSeq and is a predicted model, not a curated record. Gene Ontology annotation, cellular component: trans-Golgi network membrane; recycling endosome membrane. The transcript is spliced from 9 exons.